AUGAAUGGAAGUGAGCAUAAAGAAUGGCAAGUAAAUCAGAGCAAGUUCCAUGCGAUUGCGAGGAAUAAUCUGAUACCAUUUAAGCUUAAGAGAAGCGUAAUAACAAACUAUAUGAUACAGCAUAUUGACUACAUAAUGAGGAACUUUUGUUAUUUUAAAGAUAUUGCAACAAUAAGUGAAUACCUGUGCACAGACAAUGGACAAUUCAAUUUUGAGUUCCACAACAGGAUAGGGAUGUUCAUGAAGAUAAUACGAUAUAAUGGAUCUGAUUCUAUGAAUGAUGGAUUGAAUCACAAGAAUGUACAGGAUAUAUAUGAAAUAGAUAGAAUUGCAGAUGAUUUGAAUGCAUUGAAAAUAGAUCACCAGAGCAAUCGAUGCAACCAAUAUGUAUAUCCACUGAGCAGAGAUGAAUGGAUGAUCGAAAGUCAGCUGAAUAUAUUUGGAGUAAUUGAUUGCGGCUCUAAUGUGUGUGAUGCUGAUGAGGAAAUGAUCAGUCUGCAUGAAUCUCUUCGGAAGUUUGAAGCGAGAGAAAAUUCAGGUGAUGAUAAUGGCGAGUAUCUUGCAUUCAACAGUGUGGAGUGUGUGUUUAGGCACUUUUUUGAAGUUUUGAGCUUUCAUUUUAAGAAUCAUCCGCACUAUAUGGUGGAUGCUCUUGAUGUGUGCUUCAUAAAGUCUGUUAUACGUUUUCUUGACUUUGAACCUGCGCUAGACUUUUUUGGUACGUUGCUGAAACAGAAGGGCUUCAACAUGCAGAAGCUGAUGAGAGUACUCAAAGAAGCACGCCCAGCUACAAUGAUGAUGGAUAUGAGAUUAUAUGAAGCACUGAAAAUGUUGCUUCUUACUGAUUGGAUUGAUAAUGACAGUGGAUCUGUAUCCAGUGAUGAUGAAGAUUUCAUUUAUGAAGAGAUAAACAUUAUUGGUGAGAGACUUGUUACUGCGUUUCUGGAGGAAGAUUCAUAUUUUGAAUGUAAACAGAUAUAUGAUAUACUUGAGAUUCUGAACUGCUCAAGAAGAUGCCCAAAACUUAAGCUUGUAGAGUUUAAAAAAGUUGAUAUCAAAACUGUUUUAUAUAUAAGAUUGAUAGUGGGGCAGUUGGAUAUCAUAAUAGACGAUAUUUUUCAAACAGAUGCGUAUCGAGCUUUUAUUGAUAUGUUUUUUGAACAUUCGUGCUGUAGUCUUGUAUUAGCACCUCUUGCCAUGCUUUUAAUUACUGCAAUCAAAGAUACAGCAAAGCUUUCUUUACUUAUCAAAGCAAAGUUUAUAAGUAAGUUUCAUUAUGCAUGUAUUGAUUGCAUAUCGGUCGAUCAAGGGCCAAAACCUGCAGUACAUGCAUUAUUUUCGCAUCUUGUAUAUAUAUAUCCAAUCCUUUCAUUCUACUUGAAUAAGUUUGAUAAGAGUCAGGUUCAAUCAGACAGAUGGGUCCAUCUUUGUUCAAUGAUGGAAUAUUAUAACAAGAUUGAAAUGCUUACAUAUUCAAACGAUGACGGUAUAGAAAACUUCAUUAAUGAGGAAUGUAUGAACGAAAGCUUUGCCAGGUAUAUAUGCCAUUUAAUUAUUGAUGAAAUGCCUGUUCCUUCUAUUCUACUCAAAAAAUAA
This is a messenger RNA of Ordospora colligata OC4, 1596 nucleotides long. RefSeq lists its product as uncharacterized. The transcript has a single exon. NCBI's taxonomy places the organism in Eukaryota, Fungi, Microsporidia, Ordosporidae. The coding region runs from base 1 to 1596 and encodes 531 amino acids. The record is from RefSeq and is a predicted model, not a curated record.